This is a messenger RNA of Apis laboriosa (Himalayan honeybee), 1708 nucleotides long. RefSeq lists its product as uncharacterized. The record is from RefSeq and is a predicted model, not a curated record. Bases 176 to 1708 code for a protein of 510 amino acids. The transcript has 4 exons. NCBI's taxonomy places the organism in Eukaryota, Metazoa, Arthropoda, Insecta, Hymenoptera, Apidae.
GACACCCUUUUGAACGUGAUUCAUCAGCAUUUGUAACCCUUCGUUUGAUAGAAUAGCAAGACUUCCGGAUGAUAUCGGAAAUUUAUCGAUGUGUUAUUCAAACAGAAUCAUGAUAAACGUAUGAAUCAUAUAUUGAAUUUAUUAGAAAAGAUAUCAUUGACUUAAGAGAUAUAAAAUGUCUUCUUCAGCUGAGAAAUUAAAAAGAAAGUCCAACAUAAGUGGUCGAUCUAAAAAAAGUUUCAAUUUUUGUAGCACACCUGUGCUAGGUAAAACAAAUAAACCAGAUAGCAUAAGUGUAUCUGCAGUUGAUACUAAUUCUUCAUCGAGUACGAAAGAAAAAAGAAGAGAAAUUAUAGCUAAAGAUAUUGAGAAGAAACAGAAAAAGAAAACAAAAUUAAAGCAAAAAAAAUUAAAGCAGAAAAUAGAAGAUAUUAAUAAAACACAAGAGAGAAAACCAAGAAAGAAGAAAAAGAAAAAGAAGAAAAAAAGAUCAAAAGAAAAAAUAAUACAAAUACAUUCUGAUGAAAAUUGGGAAACGUGUGAUGAAGUCUCGCGACAAUCUUCAAUUAGAAAGAUUAUUUCAAGAUCUGAAAGUGACAUCUUGUUUGGAGAUUUAAAAUCGCCAGAAAAAAUUCGAGAAGCACCUUGUUUCAUUGAAGAAUGUUUAGAAUCACCGAUUUUACGCCCUCGAGAAUGGAAGAUCGAAAGUCCAGAAAAAAUUAAUUUUGAAGAAAAUGAACUGUUACCCUUAAAGGAUUUACCAUUGUCUUAUGUACAAUAUAAUGAUUCUGAUGAUGAAGAUGAUGAAUUAUUUUUAAAAAAAGAAAAUGUAAUUAAAACGUAUUUAGGAGUUAGAAAUAAGAAACAAAUUAAAAACGAUGUAAGAAUUGAAAAAUGUAAAUCAUGGUUGAUUGAUGUAUCGGUUCCAACAACCAAAAGUGAUUUUCUUUGGGAAAAUUUUGUUAGAGAUAAUCAUGAGAAUAUUGGUAGAUAUCUUAAAUCACCUGUUUAUAGAGCAGAUAUGUCAUUAAUAGAACAUCCUAAAAAAAUGAGCAACGAGAAUGAAAAAAAUAAAAAUUUUGAGAUGCAAUAUGAAGAAAAAAUAGCAAGAAAAAAGGAAGAUUUUAAAUCAAACAAAAUAUAUAAAGAAAUGGAUACUGUGAGUGGAUAUUGGGAUAAAUCUUCGAAAAAAUGGAUUCGUGUCUAUGACCAAUACAAAUACCCUGAAAAUGAAGAUAAUGAAUGUAAAGGGAUGACCUUAAAUCAAUUUCUUCACAAAUGUAAAGAUCAGAAAAAACAUAUAAUAGAACUAACAUCUAGUUCUUCUUCUUCAAUACAGCAAAAUAUUAAUCAGAAGUUUGAAGAUUUAAGAAGUAGUCCGAAUGGAAAAAGAAAAAGAAAAAAAAAAAAUAUUGAAAAUUUCCAACCUAAAUCUAAGAAAUCUAGAAAAAUGAUAUUAGAUGUAUCAGAUUCGGAAUUACAAAGAAUAAAUAGAGUUCGUCGAUUUGCAUCACAAUUAUUUAAAAAGGAAAGAAAAAUGUACAAUAUAUCACCCACAAUUUCAAAGGACACUAAAUCUGAACAUACAGUAUUUCCAUUAAAAAAAAUAAUUAAAAAGGAAUCAGAUGAUAGAAUAGAAGAUUGCAAAAAACAAAGAUUGGACGAAAGAAGAAAAAAACCUGUGAUUAAAUCAAUAAAGAUAAAAUAG